AUGUAUCAUGCUCCCGAUGUAUCCGAAUUCGUCGCCCGCAACAUGACGAGAUGCUUCUCCGCUGCAAUUCACGGUUUCGUCUACAGCCCAACGUCUCCUCUUAAGGACUUGGAUCUCGUCGGCCCCGAAACAAUUGCCACUCUUGCCCAGUGGAAUGGUCAGCCUCUGACAUCGGUUGACGCGUGCAUCCACAAUGUUAUCCAUCAAAAGGCACUCGCGCAUCCCGAAGCCCCCGCCAUUUGCUCAUGGGACGGCAACUUCACAUACCAGCAGCUCGAUCAGCUUUCAUCUGCCCUUGCCGUACUUCUCCGCGAGCGUGGGAUAGCUGGGGGGUCGAUUGUCCCGUUUUGUUUCCAGAAGUCCGCCUGGGCUGUCAUUGCGAUGGUAGGAACACUCAAGGCAGGGGCAGCAUCAGUCGCCCUGAGUCCUGACUUUCCGCCCACACAUUUGAAUCACAUUUUAACCCAGACAAAUGCUGCUCUCUGUCUCGUGGACCAAAGAAACUGUGAGGGUCUGAAACAUGUCGGUCUCGAGCUGCUGGUGGUCGAGCCGAGCUUGUUGGGUAGCUCUAAAAGUCCAAUUUCUUUCCAGAAUAACAGCUCUUCGAGAGAUAUGGCCUUUAUCCAGUACACAUCAGGGACGACCGGAGUCCCCAAGGGUGUGGUCCUGGAACACGGGGGCUUCUUGACCGCCAUGCUUGCCCACCAGCAAGCACUCCACAUUGGUCCCGAGUCCCGAGUCCUGCAGUUUGCUUCUUAUAUAUUUGACGCCAGCCUCCAGGAGGUCUUUGCUACCCUCACCGCAGGCGGGUGUCUCUGCAUACCUUCCGAGGAACAGCGGUUCAACGAUUUGGGUAGUGCCAUUCGGGCCAUGAAUGUUACCUGGGUCUUCAUGACCCCAAUGUUCGCGCAGACCCUCCAACCCUCGGAUUUGGAGGGUGUUCGCACCCUGAUGAUGGGCGGCGAAUGCCCCGGGCAAAGCAUCAUCGAUCGGUGGGGAGCGAAACUGGAGGUUCUGAAUGGCUACGGGCCGUCGGAAGGGACCAUCUGCUGCUCAGUCAAUAACCUCAGUCAAGGCGAUUAUCCGGACCGCGAAAAUAUCGGCCAUGCCCUGUCGAACAACCACCUCUGGGUGGUGACCCCGGAAAAUGCCCAUCGCCUCGCCCCGUUAGGCGCCAUCGGAGAGCUGAUGAUUCAGGGGCCCAGCCUGGCCCGGGGAUAUUUGCAGAAUGACGAAACCACACAGAACUCGUUUAUCACUCCAUCGUGGCUAUCGGGUGUCAACGCGAUGCAGCCGCAUAGAGCUUAUCGAACGGGAGAUCUGGUGCGUUAUCAGGCCGACGGUAGCCUCCAGUUCGUGGGCCGCAACGAUUCUCAGGUAAAGAUAACCGGUCGGCGAGUGGAGUUGAAGUCGGUCGAAAUACAUCUGGCUCAGAGCGCUCCGGAUGACAUAUCCACUGCUGUCGAGGCAAUCCGUUUGCAAACUGGCCAGGCACAGCGCACGAUUCUGGUCGCAUUUUACUGGCCUACCGGCGAAAGAGGGGAGGAGUCAUUGCAGCCUCUGCCUGCCACGGCUGAAACCAAGUCCGUGGUUGAAAACAUCGAGGCAAAGCUCCGAACAGCAAUCGCUGCCUACACUGUCCCGACCUUCUUUAUUCCCUUGCCCUUCAUGCCUGUCAACCUAUCAGGGAAGCUGGACCGCCGGCGGCUCAGGUCCUUGGUGGCGGAUCUUUCGGACAGCCAACUGGCCCUGUAUGCCCCCGGUGCCGUGGCCAAGGUGGAGCCGAGGAAUGAGCUGGAGGGCCAGUUGCAGCGGAUGUGGGCCGAGGUACUUGGAGUUGAACUGGAAAUAGUGGGCGUUCACGACAACUUCUACCAACUCGGAGGGGAGUCCGUUCUUGCCAUCGCGCUGUCUGCCAUGGCCCGGGAACAUGGACUGCCUUUGCUGCCGACGGACAUCCUGAAGCAUUCCGAGCUAGCCUCCCAGGCAGCCAUGCUGCAGGAGAGAAUGAAC
Molecule: messenger RNA, 2013 nt
Organism: Aspergillus heteromorphus CBS 117.55
Lineage: Eukaryota; Fungi; Ascomycota; Eurotiomycetes; Eurotiales; Aspergillaceae
Product: acetyl-CoA synthetase-like protein
Exons: 1
Biological process (GO): amino acid activation for nonribosomal peptide biosynthetic process; secondary metabolite biosynthetic process
Cellular component (GO): cytoplasm
Molecular function (GO): phosphopantetheine binding
Source: RefSeq, a predicted model, not a curated record